AUGCGGAUGGACCCGCAGUGCGUGAGAUGUGGCAUGGGAGAUGAGACCAUAAACCAUAUGCUUUUUGAGUGCCCUCCGGCUCGCCAAGCAUGGGCACUCUCUCCUAUACCUACGCCUUCCGAGCACUUUCCUACGGACGCACUAUAUUCAAAUAUGGCACAUCUUUUUUGGAAUCUCCCAGACAAUGAUGAUAUGUUGAUUUUCCCAUGGCUUCUAUGGUUUAUCUGGAAAGCCCGAAACUCUAAAGUUUUCUCAAAUGAUGAUCACAAUCCGCAGGAUGUCCUGGAAUCCGCGAUAAUGGAAGCACGGGCAUGGGCAGCAGCCCAAACGGUAACAGAACGGGUAAACAUUAAUAGCUUCACUCAGGCUAGCCCCGCCCCACUGGGGGAGUGGUGUCAGAUUGAUAGAGCUUGGAAAGUAACAGAAUGUCGGGCAGGACUUGGAUGUAUGCUAGUCCAUAAUAAACGCCGGAUGAAUUUCCAAACAGACUGUGCUCAGUUGGUGAAGAUGGUGUCCAAACCGACAGAGUUACCAGCUUUUGCGAUAUUACUUGAAGAAGUGGCGAAAUGCAGAGGGAUGUUCCAGGCGUUCUCCCUCACAUACAUUCCCGAUUCGAGCUCAGCCCCACGAUGUGUACUACAUAAACUCAGUUCCACCGAUUCCGCCUCCCGACCGGAUUUAGGAACUUAG
Messenger RNA from Microthlaspi erraticum, 690 nucleotides. The record is from the annotation of a GenBank genome assembly. NCBI's taxonomy places the organism in Eukaryota, Viridiplantae, Streptophyta, Magnoliopsida, Brassicales, Brassicaceae.